AUGGCUGCUUUUCCUCAAUUCUAUUCAAACUACACAAUAUUCCCCAGUGAUUACCCAGAGUUUCCAACCCAAGCUGCAGCCAUUAAUGGAAACGUUAAUAAUUUCUCGGUUAUAGAGAAUAGAAUGUGCGGUCACCACGAUAGCUUCAGCAAUAUUCCCAAUGGUGCAGCGCUCGAUCAUGCUUCUUCAGUAUUGGACUGUGAUACUAUGGCUUCGUCUUGGCUUCCAACGUUUUCUGAUCAGCUAGGGUGCUUAUCGGACUUGGCCACCAUUCCGGUGAUUUAUGGCGGCGCUGAUGGCGGUUUUCAGAGCCUGAACGGUGGCGGAUACAAACCCUCUCACCAUCUGGGUGAUUUUGGGGAAGAAUGUUGCGGGUUUGUGGAGGAUAUUAUGAAGCCACCUUCCUAUCCAAAUUCUGCAGCAGAAAAGUGGGGAUCAUAUCAAGGAAAUCAGAUAGCAGCAGUCGAGGAACCAAACAUAAAGGUAGGACGAUACUCAGAAGAAGAAAGGAAGGAGAGAAUUCUCCGAUAUUUGAAGAAGAGGAACCAAAGAAACUUUAACAAAACCAUCAAGUAUGCUUGUCGGAAAACUCUAGCUGAUCGGAGAGUCAGGGUUAGAGGAAGGUUUGCUAGAAACAACGACCUCUGUGAAGAUGAAAUCACCAUGAAGAAGAACGAGAGUAUUGCUCACAAGCAGGACCUUUACGGUGGCGAUGAUUCCGUCCAAUUUCAGUUAAAGAACAAUGAUGAGGAGGACGAUUGGUUGCAAGAGGCAAUGGCAAGCUUGGUGUGUCUAUCUCAUUCUUCGUCUGAAGAUAUGUAGAGCGUCGACGAAGGUGGAUCGAGUAAAAGCUGAUGAUAAACUAUAGUGGGCUGCUAUCUCUCUCUCUCUCUCCCCCUCUUCUCUCUCUCUCUGUUUUUUUUUUUCGCCAAAUGAUAGUGUGAAGUAGGGUUUGAAUAUGUAGGAAGAUGAUGGAGGCUAAGAGAGUUCACUAAUUAGUCAAUAGUGUUUAAUUUUGACAAUUAAGCACGUAGAUGUAACUUUUAAUUGCAUGGCGGUGCAACCAACUGCUGUCC
Molecule: messenger RNA, 1076 nt
Organism: Neltuma alba
Lineage: Eukaryota; Viridiplantae; Streptophyta; Magnoliopsida; Fabales; Fabaceae
Exons: 4
Coding region: 1-822 (273 amino acids)
Biological process (GO): regulation of flower development
Cellular component (GO): nucleus
Molecular function (GO): DNA-binding transcription factor activity; protein binding
Source: RefSeq, a predicted model, not a curated record